Messenger RNA from Aureobasidium melanogenum CBS 110374, 1962 nucleotides. RefSeq lists its product as uncharacterized. Lineage: Eukaryota; Fungi; Ascomycota; Dothideomycetes; Dothideales; Saccotheciaceae. Bases 1 to 1962 code for a protein of 653 amino acids. The transcript has a single exon. The record is from RefSeq and is a predicted model, not a curated record.
AUGGCUGCAUCUCUCCCGGAAAGGGAGCGCGACCUGCUCCGGCGCAUCGAUGCUUGUGUCGACCGCAUGCGCGCCUUCACGCCAGACGAACCCUACGUGCUGAGCAUCCCUCAGGACGAGCCCAAAUACCACCACCAUUCCCAUCACUCGUCCCAGAUGUGGCGUACCAAUACUCCUUUCCGCGCCGACGACGACCCGAACCAACAGUACCAGACCUUCUACUAUCACGAGCCUCUGUCGGAUGUCUUUCAAUUACAUCGCAACUCUCACUACCAAAAGGACAAUGCCUCCGUCUCUUCUCAGCCACGCGAAAAGGAGAGCAGCACUCAAAGCACUCCUAGCAUGCUCCCUAAGAAGAAGAUUAGUCUGGCUGCUUAUGCUAACAAAAAGACACUGCCCGAUUCCAAGGACGACGACAAACCCAACAAACCUCACCACAACAAGACCCCUCCUGGAUCGACAUCUUCACAUCCGCCCAAGUCGCGCGACUCUGCCAACCUCCCACGCAUGCUCUCUCCACUACAAGUUCACCACCGCGACCGCUCACAACAGUCACAACAACCUCGACCUUCACCAAAACAAAAGCCGCCCAAACAAUCUCUCCUACCACCUCGCCUAAUAUCACCUACUCUACCCCCAAGCAUAAUUGCUUCCUUGGAUGCGAACCCAUAUCAGUCCUCGCGACACAAGCAUGCCUCUAAACGCCUACCCUCUCCACUGCCGCCCGUCGCCGAGAAGUCGCGCAAGCAUCCCCCAAACAUUCCUGAACCCAAAACACGCGACUCACCGCAAGAAGAAGAGGAUAAAGAUUCCACGCCUCCCUCGCUUAUUGUCAAACUCAGGAUCCCCAAAAGCAUGCGCAAAAACCUCUGUCGAUAUCUGCAAAUGAAACCACAACCACAAGUCAUUCGUGUGCUACCUCCAGAGAAACCCCCAGCCCAGGCUGAACCCACACCACAAUCAUCCAAAAGACCACGUCCGGCAGAAGAAGACAACCCGCUUCCAGAAUCGAAACGCAAGAAGUCUAUCAAGCCCGAGCCGACCAGCACACAAGCAGAGCCCAGUACACCUUUGCCCGCAACACCUGCAGCGCAGAAGGCCACACCCACUGCACGUAGUACCACUAAAGAUUUGCGCACAUCUGCUGCGAUGAGGCGUGUCGAGUCGUCUGAUAGUAUUAUCAAUGGCACACCACAGUCUUCGCGUCAAGUCAAUGGUGUCACUCGACCGUCUCCCUCGUCAAGCAACACGAAGACGGCUGAGUCUAUCGCCUGGGACACCGAAGCAGCACGAGUAGGAAAGCUUGGUCGUGAGUUGAAGCAUGCCGCCUCUGCACUGGAGGAUCCAAAGUCUAGAAGCAGCCACGACGAACCAAGACUCCGCGAAACAGCAGCUGCCAUGUCCCUGGAGUCGUUUUUGUUGUUCAUGCUUUCCUUCUACUGCACAGACCGUGCGUUUGCUGCUCGCAACCCGCCUGCACCCAUGGAUGCAAGUCGGACUUGGGGAACCAUACCCGCCUUCCUCAAUUUCGUCCGCACGCGUUGUCAGUAUUUCGCACCUCUUGACGGUGUUGCUUGUCAUCUAGGCGGGGUUUGCAAUGCACUCAUUAUGUUACGACUGACCACUUUACGCGAACGACCACAAGACAUGACGCCCGAAGAAACGCGUACAUUGCACAAUGCUGCGUCAGCAGCCUUGAAAGCUUCGAAAGACGGCAACUCGAAACUACCUCUUUCAGCCAUUAUGUCUAAUUUUCCAAAGUUGUGGAAGAAGGCUAUGAACAACGGUUCCCAUGCGAGAGGGGCAGAGGACGAAGUCAAGAUUGGUCGUUAUGCUGGUGAGAUCAGUCUACCACUCGGCAUGGACACUGAGCCUCUCAUUGCAGUUCGAAUUGGAUAUGCACUGCUGAGAGAAUGGUGUGCCAGCAAAGGAUUGAAAUAUGAGAUGAAGCUUGGACUUUAG